CGAACUUCUUCAUUGCCAGUGUCCAUUGGUGGCGGCCUUGUGUGGUCAUUUGGGCGACUUCUGGCGGCGUGGAUGGGUGCGAUGUCUUCCGUGGUCGAUAUGCUUUCGGUCGGUGGCAGGGAUGAGGGCGGGCCAAGGUUGUCCGCUUUGGAGAGGGCUGCAGUGACGUCCGCCGUUGCCGCCGUCAUCAUGCAUUGCGAGACGGAGGUCGAAGGCGAACGACGGUGGGCACGGCUACGCGCUCGAAGAAGGAAGGCGAUGCAGCCGCCGACGUGUGAAGGGUUGGAUAGCGUCGCCAUCAGUGACGCCGUCUUUGAGCCAGACCACAUCGUCGCCUACGCGCUUUACAGAUGGGCGUUUGGCGAGACAUACGAGAGCAACACCUGCAGCUUUGGAAUUGGCAGGGCUUCGGGUUUGGUGGCCAUCCGGGACGUCACAGCUGAGCUGCUUUUGGUGUACAGGGAGAAGGUGGUGUGGCCGACUGGGGUGCGGAAGGUGGUUGUUCUGCGUGCUUUUGGGGACAAGGGUUUCCCGAACUGUCAUGGGUGCAUUGAUUGCACCCAUACCUACAUCGACAAGCCGGCGAACGCGGCUCCAGAAGACUACUACGACCGCAAGAGACGAUUCUCUGUCGUCGCUCAAGUUGUGGUGGAUUUGGACUUGCGCAUCCUCGAUGUGUUCGUGGGUUAUUCGGGGAGCUGCCACGACGUCAGGGUCAUCCAUCUGUCAAGUCUUUGGUCGCGUGCGGCGGCGGGCGAGUUAUUCACAGGGCCUCCUGUAUUGCUGUCGUUCCAAGUGCAGACCAAUGGUUAUCUGAUGGCCGACAAUGGUUACCCGCCGAGCGAAUGGAUGGUUGUCCCCUACGGCAGCACGGCGCAGACUCCGUUCGAGGCCCGUUUCGACAACAAACAGAAGACGGCGAGGGGGGCGGUGGAGAGGGCCUUCGGGAGACUGAAGGAAAUGUGGCGGUUGUUCCUUGGGUCGCACAAGACAAACAUGGAGACCUUGCCGCAACAGUUUGUGGCCCUCUGCAUCUUGCACAACAUCCUAAUCAACGCCGAGAUCCCUUUCGAUGAGACGCCAACGGAGUUCGCCGUCGAGUGGAUCUUGGGAUCCAGCGCCCCCCCAGGCCUUUGUGCAUGGAAACUUGUACGGGGGAAGCGGUCAUGCUGCGUGAAGCGCUGACGGAGCGAAUGAUGCAGCGAUGAGAGAUGUCGGCGGCGUGGAGCGGAAGUAGAUGUAAGCUGCGUACGUGGAAGGGCGUUUGACGGCGGCAUUAGAAGGAAGCGGCAUGCGGAGAGACGAAGGAGACAGUAGAUCGUGUGAUGCCGUCGAAGUUAUCGUCGUCAUUGUGGGACGAAGACCGGAGAACGUCUGUGUAGUCUACUACUCCCCCUCCAGUGUGUCCUCCACAUAGAGAUUGUUGACGAGCGUUUUUUCUUUUGUUUUUCUUUCGAUUCGUGCUUUCACAUUGACGCGUUGAUAGUGCUUUAUCC
This is a messenger RNA of Chara braunii, 1496 nucleotides long. The record is from the annotation of a GenBank genome assembly. Lineage: Eukaryota; Viridiplantae; Streptophyta; Charophyceae; Charales; Characeae.